AUUGCCCUUGCCAACAGAGCCAUUGCGUUCUUUGCUUAUUGGUGAAACACCAGAAUCACGUCAUUUUCUAUCGAACGCUCAGAAAUACAACGGAUGCUUUCAAAUGACUUCAUUUGGAGCAGAUAUUAUUCAUGAACGCGGAUUCAAUCCGACAUUCAAGGUAAUAAAUUAACCGAUCAUUUUCUUUUGAUACACAAAAAAUAUUGAAUCUAAUUUCGUAAUUGACUCUACAGAUCCAAGGCCAAAUUCACCAGCGAAUUGGAUCAUUGCUACCACUUGAAGACGCACAACAUAAAUUCCUUCAAAUUUACUUCAUGGGCAAUGUGGAACAUCAACUUGAUCAGCGCCAAACAAUCAAUACGGUAAUGAGAAGAGGAAUUCUUCGCGAUUUGCAGCAGCUGCUUCAUGAACAUCAUGCAUUGGUUCGGUUAUUCAAAACUGCGUUGGAUCGCAUGCCAAAUGAUGACUAUAAAGUCGUGGUCAGAGCGGAUAAACGACCUGCUGGAACGCACGAACGCCAAUUUAACGCUCCAACAAUAGAUGAGGUUGCAGUUGUGAUUGUUGGCGAAAGCCGGGAAUCACGCGAUAUUGUGCUCACACGUCGGGACUCUGGGCAAUUGCAACGAAUAUCCGAAACUCAUCGUUCAUACGAUGCAUUGCAAUACCCACUGAUGUUUUGGCAAGGAGACGAUGGAUAUUAUAUCAACAUCAAUAUGAUAAAUCCAUCGACCGGUGAGGAAACUACCAGGAAGGUCAGCGGAAUGAAUUUUUACGCGUAUCGUUUGAUGAUUCGCCAAAAUGUUGACAAUUAUUUGCUUCGAUUUCGCCGAUUGUUUCAGCAAUUUUGCGUCGAUAUGUAUGCCAAAAUAGAAGCGGAGCGCCUCCAUUUUAUCACUUUAAAUCAAACCAAACUACGUACGGAGCAGUACAUUCAUUUACGCGAUGCAAUUAGAACCGAAGGAAAUGCAUCUGAUUUUGGUCGGUUGACUAUUUUACCGGCGACGUUCGUUGGCAGUCCACGUCAUAUGCAUGAAUAUACGCAAGAUGCAAUGACAUAUGUACGUCAUUACGGCCGUCCAGACCUGUUCAUCACCUUCACGUGCAAUCCUAAGUGGAUAGAAAUUGUUCAACUGCUGCUUCCUGGCCAACAAUCAAGUGAUCGGCACGAUAUCACCGCACGUGUAUUCAGGCAAAAAAUCCGGUCGCUCAUGCACUAUAUUGUUAGGCAUCGUGUCUUUGGGGAUACUCGAUGUUGGAUGUAUUCCAUUGAAUGGCAAAAAAGAGGCUUACCGCAUGCGCACAUUCUCAUUUGGUUAGUCGAAAGAAUACAGCCAGACCAAAUUGAUGACAUCAUAUUUGCCGAGAUUCCUGAUCCCGAAACCGAUCCAGACCUGCAUGAUGUCGUAAUUACAAACAUGAUUCAUGGACCGUGUGGCGCCAUUAACCCACAAUCACCGUGCAUGGUCGACGGCAAGUGUUCCAAGCGUUAUCCACAAAAUUUGACUGCUGAUACCAUCACUGGCAAAGAUGGUUAUCCACUGUAUCGACGUCGAUCUUCUGAUGAUGGCGGUAGAACAAUCACAGUCAAAGUGAAAGGAAAUGAUUUCGUGGUCGACAACUCUUCGGUUGUUCCGUAUUCGCCACUUCUUUCCAAAACAUUCAGUGCGCAUUGUAACGUGGAGUAUUGA
Messenger RNA from Bactrocera neohumeralis, 1688 nucleotides. RefSeq lists its product as uncharacterized. Lineage: Eukaryota; Metazoa; Arthropoda; Insecta; Diptera; Tephritidae. The transcript has 2 exons. The record is from RefSeq and is a predicted model, not a curated record. The coding region runs from base 315 to 1688 and encodes 457 amino acids.